AGGAAAAGAGCGUUUGAGUCUCAAUCCAGUCCUUUGCACUGUGGGUAAAGGACAUCGCUGGCGCUCCGUUGUUUCGAUGGAUAUACCGUAGACCUUUUCAGUGUCUUUUUGUAUUCGUUUAUUGACUUUGCAAUGCAUGUUCUUGAAGACGUCGCAUUUGACUGCUAACGGAGAGGAACAACGUGCUUGUAGAACCAAAGCAAUCAGUCUAACUCGGCGUAGCUAUAGCGCAGGAUUUGCAUUGUUCCAAGCAGACGACAAAAAUUGACACAAAUUGUCUAAAAUGGACAAUUUAGAGAAGGGAAAUAGACCAGACGAAGAUUUAGAAUCACCAGAGGAUGAAGAAGUGGAUCCCAGAAUCCAGGGGGAGUUAGAGAAACUGAACCAAUCCACAGACGAUAUCAAUCGAUGUGAGACAGAACUGGAGGAUGCACGGCAGAAGUUUCGCUCGGUGCUGGUGGAGGCCACGGUGAAGCUGGAUGAGCUGGUUAAGAAGAUUGGAAAGGCGGUGGAGGAUUCCAAACCAUACUGGGAGGCCCGGCGGGUGGCUCGUCAGGCCCAGCUGGAGGCCCAGAGAGCCACGCAGGACUUCCAGAGGGCCACAGAGGUGCUGCGUGCUGCCAAGGAGACCAUCGCACUGGCUGAACAGAGGCUGCUGGAGGAGGACAAGCGGCAGUUCGACUCAGCCUGGCAGGAGAUGCUCAACCACGCCACCCAGAGGGUGAUGGAGGCGGAGCAGACUAAGACACGCAGUGAGCUGGUGCACAAGGAGACGGCAGCGAAGUACAACGCAGCCAUGAGCCGCAUGAAGCAGCUGGAGAAGAAGCUGAAACGCACCAUCAACAAAUCUAAGCCCUAUUUUGAACUGAAGGCAAAAUACUACCUACAGUUGGAGCAACUGAAGAAGAACGUGGACGACCUGCAGGCCAAGCUGACCCUGGCCAAGGGCGAGUACAAGACGGCACUGCGCAACCUGGAGAUGAUCUCUGACGAGAUCCACGAGCGUCGCCGCUCCUCGGCCAUGGGGCCCCGGGGGCGGGGCGUGGGUGCCGAGGGCGACGGCGGCCCCGGGGACGACAUCGCCAGCUUCAAGAUGGAGUCUGACGGCAUAUCUAUGGCGUCGGAGUCCUUUGAGGAUGAGAACUGUGGCAGUGCCAUGUCGGAGGAGGACUCAGAGACCCAGUCCACCUGCAGCCUGAGCUCCGGGAACACCACCCCUGUGGACCUGGCUUGCCCCUUCGCCUCUUCCUCUCCCUCACCCUCCUCCUCCUCCUCACCCUCCCCUUCGCCCACCUCUCGUCCCAGCAGCCUGGACCUGCCCAGUCCCAUCUCCCUGUCUGAUUUCGGGCUCAUCUCGCCCGUCCUGGGCCCGCGGAGCGAGUGCAGCGGGGCGUCCUCGCCCGAGUGUGACCUGGAGCGAGGUGACCGGGCAGAAGGGGCUGAGAGUGAACUGGACAAUGUCCUCAACAACAACACCACCAACCACAAGAAGAGUGCUGGCCUGGAGAGCUGUUUCGCACGCCUGGCCCUCAAGCGCGCCAAGACGGACAACGUCAAGAAUGCUGAGCGCGACCGUUUCAGCCUGGCCCGGCUCUCCUCGCCGACCACGCUGCUCAUCAACGGGGUGUGAGGACGGGGUGUUCAUCUCCACACCCCCCAACAUCCUGUCCCCACCUCCACAUACCACCCGUGCCAAUGACUACCCUCUCCCCCACAAAAAAGCUCAACCUGACGGUCAUUCACGAUCAUCCGAGAGACCACACACUGAACAGUUACUGUAAAUAACCUUUCCUCCUGAAGGUGUUGGUAAGAGAUGAGAGAAGUCCUGCCUCUUAGAGGACAAAGCCAAGUGCCAGUCACCUCUGCCCUCUUGGGGGAUUGUACGCUUCGACAGUAUAGACAGCGCCUGGGUCACUGAAGUGCUGUAAUGUUGACUGUUACUGACUAGACUCCCUUAUACAUCAUAACUGUUCUCCAGUCCUCCUUUUCAUCCUCUCAGACUACCCAUAAUGCCCCUGUCCACUGUACAGGGUCAUUGCUAUUGUGACGUAGUGACGCUUUGUCUUUGACAUCUCUCAACUCUGGGGGUUCAAGACUCAUGGAGUUACAAAGCUUAAACUAUGAAAACAUCAUGAUCCUUAAUAUCAUCUGGGAUGUAACUGCCCAUAGGCUCCUAUUGCCCUCGGACAUGUACGCGUUCAUCUGGAACCAACUGUAUUAAAACAGUCUGGUCCUCGCUAUCAGUCUGCAGGCUUGGCUUAGCUUUGUUGCACUGCAGUAUAGACCUCAGCAGGACUUGAGCUUCAUGGGCUGAAGAAUCAUGCAUGCAGCUGCAGUGGCCACACUGCACUCUCUGGUGUGACCACGAGUAACCACCAAGUCGGGACUUAGCAUGAUCGCCCCCACCCCCACCCCACAGCCAUGGACAACUUUGUUGUCCAAAAUGACCUCAAUGGAACUUGGGGAAAAAAACAAGUAGGUGUGAUGCAAUGGGGAUCAGAGUAUUAAAAGUGGACAUCACCCAGUCCAGACUGGUUCUUAAUUAAAGAAGGCGCUCUCUGUGACAGACCUCUGGGUGAUUCAGUCCCCCCACCCCUUCCGUCUCCCCUCUCCCCCUCCCAGACAGUCCGCUCUGUCACUCCGUCACUGCCAGGGCAUGCAGAAUAAAUGAGCUUCCAGACCCUGCCAGACGGUGCGUCGGUACCCUCAUCAGUCUCCCUGUCACCGUCGUUCCUGGCAUUGUGCAAAGGGACCCCCCUCCAGCUUUUCAGAAAUUUAAAAGCAAUAGUCAAGGAGAGAAUUUUUACUUUCCACGAAAAUCACGGGAGUGAUUGCGACCUCGGCAAUACGCUGAAACCCCUCUCGGCAGCUUCACUGGGUGGAUGCAGAACUUUGGACUCAUAGUUAGGAACGCUUGGGCAAUCGACUGACAGACUGGGAAGCAGCAAGACGGCCAUGAUGGUACUGAAAUGGCUCAGAAGGAAGUGGGAGAAGUGGGGAAACGUCCACCUUUGGCUUCCUCCAUGCUGUUAACGCUGUGGUUAAACGCCGUCAUACGUUCCGCCCGCUUCUCGAGGUCCUCGCGUUGAGCUGAUUGUCCCAUCAUCUGGAUGGCUGUGUCCGUAGUCUGUCCACGCUCUCUGAUCUGUAGUGUCGUUUUUUGACCGUGGUAUCAUACUAUAGAGUUAAAUCAAUCUGUAUCUCUCGCUGUGCUACUUUGUGUGUAAUCAAAAGAGAAAAUGAGAGGAAAAAAAAAGAUCUCUCUCACACCAGUAUUUUUCCAGUGUCUUGUUAUGGUGUCUUACCAGUUUCUUGCCACAACCUGUGUACCUGUUUUCAGAGUAAAUAAAUGACUACUCACU
Molecule: messenger RNA, 3362 nt
Organism: Megalops cyprinoides (Indo-Pacific tarpon)
Lineage: Eukaryota; Metazoa; Chordata; Actinopteri; Elopiformes; Megalopidae
Gene: sh3bp5b
Product: SH3-domain binding protein 5b (BTK-associated)
Exons: 9
Coding region: 284-1630 (448 amino acids)
Biological process (GO): negative regulation of protein tyrosine kinase activity; intracellular signal transduction
Cellular component (GO): cytoplasm
Molecular function (GO): protein kinase inhibitor activity
Source: RefSeq, a predicted model, not a curated record